Arabis nemorensis is the source of this 1023-nucleotide messenger RNA. The record is from the annotation of a GenBank genome assembly. NCBI's taxonomy places the organism in Eukaryota, Viridiplantae, Streptophyta, Magnoliopsida, Brassicales, Brassicaceae.
AUGUCUAAUGAAUCGAGUUUCUUAGCCUCACUACCACCGUUGCUACUUCUUCUUAGCUUCCUAAUGGCUUCCUUCUUCGACACGACAGUUGGGCAAAUCGGAGUGUGCUACGGGAGACUUGGAAACAACUUGCCACGUCCAGCGGACACGGUGGGGCUUUUCCGGCAACGAAACAUCCGGCGGAUGCGGCUUUACGACCCAAACCAAGAAACUCUCGCCGCUCUCCGCGGCUCAAACAUCGAGCUUCUGCUCGAUGUUCCCAACCCUGAUCUCCAGCGUGUCGCCUCAAGUCAAGCUGAAGCCGACAGGUGGGUCAACGACAACGUCCGCAACUACGCAAACAGUGGUGUCAGAUUCCGCUACAUAGCGGUCGGGAACGAGGUGCAACCCUCGGACCCAACCUCUAGGUUUGUCCUCCCCGCGAUGCAGAACAUCGAGAGAGCGGUUUCAGGACUUGGAAUCAAGGUCUCAACAGCCAUAGACACCAGAGGAAUUAGUGGAUUUCCACCCUCACAAGGGGUGUUCACACCAGAAUUUCGGAACUUCAUUGCGCCGAUUAUCGGUUUCUUGGCAAGCAAGCAAUCUCCUCUGCUCGUGAAUAUCUACCCUUACUUCAGCUACAUUAACAACAUGAGAGACAUUCGUUUAGAGUACGCUCUGUUCACUUCACAGUCCACUGUAGUCACUGACGGAUCAAACUCAUACCGAAACCUCUUCCACGCACUCCUAGACACUGUCUACGCAGCAUUGGAGAAAACAGGAGGCGGAUCGGUGGAGAUCGUAGUGUCGGAAAGCGGCUGGCCGACCGCGGGAGGAACCGCGACGACUGUGGAUAAUGCAAGGAUUUAUGUGAACAAUUUGAUACAAACUGUGAAGACUGGAUCUCCGAGGAGGCCAGGGAGAGCUAUAGAGACUUAUAUAUUCGCCAUGUACGAUGAGAACCAGAAGAAUCCUGAGUAUGAGAAGUUCUUUGGACUGUUUCUUCCGAAUCAACAGCCUAAGUAUGGUGUUAAUUUCAACUAA